UUAUUAUUGUUGUUGUUGUUGUUGCUGCUGUUGUUGUUAUCAUCAUUAUUAAAUAGGACAUAUUUCAGUAGCUGGGCUUAGUGAUCUGAACUAUGUCUAUCGCCCCCUGGUGGUCGUCCCGGGGACCCUCUUCACACCCUCCUCUGGCUCACCGGACGAGUUGUCAUGGCAACUGUACAGCAUGUGCUUACAAAAACAAGCGCUUGACCGUUCACCGACACUUCUUUCGACAUUCGACAUCUACGACGCCAUCUUCUUCUUCUUCUUCUUCUUCUCGCAUUUACUACCAGAGAAGAAAACAGAAGAUAUUUCUCCAAACAGAGGGGAGCCGAGGAGAGUCAAAGAUGAGCGGAGCCAAAGCCCGCAGCGACGCAGCGCCUGUUGCUGAAAAUGUCUCCGGCGGCGGGCACGGUACUGCGGCUCCUCCGCGGGACCGCAAGCCCGGCGGAGGUGUUCUGAAGAGGCUCAAGUCCCGGAGGAGCCAGGUGGAAAGCAGGCCCGUCACGGAGGAGGACCUGCGGACACAGAGUGGUCAUAUCACGCCGGAGGAUGUGCUAGGACUGCGGGUGGCUACGCGAGGGUACCUCUGUAAACCCGAGGACAAUAUUUAUAACAUUGACUUUGUGCGCUUUAAGAUCAGAGACCUGGAGACUGGCACUGUCCUGUUUGAGAUUGCCAAGCCACCACACACAGAGGAAGAUGAGGAGAACAGAGAAGGAGAUGUCAGCGCGGGCCGAUUUGUACGCUACCAGUUCACCCCAGCCUUCCUGCGACUGAGGACUGUGGGAGCUACGGUGGAAUUCACUGUUGGAAACCGGCCUCUAAACAACUUCCGCAUGAUCGAGAGGCACUAUUUCCGUGAUCACCUGCUGAAGAGCUUCGACUUUGACUUUGGCUUCUGUAUCCCGAACAGCCGCAAUACUUGUGAGCACAUCUAUGAGUUCCCUCAGCUGUCUGAGAGCUUGGUCCGUCAGAUGGUGGAGUGUCCUUAUGAGACCCGUUCAGACAGCUUCUAUUUCGUGGAGAACAGACUGGUCAUGCACAACAAGGCAGACUAUGCUUAUAACGGAGGACAAUGAUAUCUGCCUGUUAGCAUGCAAACACACACACAUAAACAUGUGCAUGCACACACACGCGUACUCACAUUUAUAGAUAUACAUAUACACACAUGCAUGCACAUGGCUGAACAUACGUACAGUUCACACACAGAUACAUGCACAAACAGCUAAAGACAGAGUUGAGUUGCCUCAUAUGUUUAUAAAGAUGAAUUGCCAUUCAUUGUUAUCAUUUUCAGGAGAUGUAUUUGAUAUUGCAGGAGGUCAAUAUCAGUCUUUGCUCUGAAAUACAAAUAAACAGGAAGCCUCUGUUGGAAAGAGGUUAAAAAUUGGUUAAUUUAUCUGUUUAAUUAUGGACAGAUCUAUUCGAAACCAAGAGGGGACACAUCACUCUAGUGGCCAUGUGAUGUGUCUCAAACAGAGCAAAUGGUUGUUAGAUAGACGGUUAGUCUCCUCUUAGCAAUUUUAAAAGUGUCCUACCACCCCCUCUACACACGCACGGACACACAUAUACCCACACACUCAAUCCCCAAGUGACACACAUAGUGUUUACGCAGUGUUUGUCAGAAGCAGCUGUUCUCAGAGCUACCGCCUCCACAAUCCACUCCAGACAAUAUCGGGGGAGAAAGAGAGAAACCAUCCACAAAAACACUCCUGUCAAACACACAUGGUCACUCUUGCGAUCCCCUCCCCACCUCCCUCUCCUCUCUCGCUUUCAUACGCACACAGACACACCAACAAGAGUACUGUAUAAGAGUUUGAUCAAACGUUUCUGAGAUUAGCACCAUUAUUUUUAUGUUUUUUCUGACUGGAAACUGGAAAUAGAUGAGGUAACAGUGAAUUGUAACCUUUAACUGCAACCAAACAAAAGAUGAUAAACUCAUAUAAUGAACUGUCAAAAAAGGAAAUUGCAAAUAUGAAAUACUCAUUAGUUCUGAGAGGAGCUGAUAUGAUCUGAUAUCAUAAUGCAUGUGAUGAUAUGUACAGAAAAGUGAUGAAAUGAAAAACAAGUGUGAAGUCUUGGUCCAAGGAGAAGGUUGGGCCUACUUAUUUUAAAGUAAAAUCUUCUCCUUCCCCAUCUUAGAUGAAUUAGCCGUUUUUUAAAAAUCAUUCCAUCAUCAAGCACGUCUUAAAAGAAUCAAGUUGGACUUUGUCUGGAAAUUGAGUGGUCUUUCUUCUAGCUAGAUAGUGUACAUCCUCCAUCUCUCUUUGUACUUUGUAAACUUUGGUGUUCAAGGUUAAAGGUGGUGUUUGUAAAAAUAAAUAAUAUAUAUAUAUAUAUAUAAAUAUAGUUUGUAAAAAGUGAAAUAAUC
Thunnus maccoyii (southern bluefin tuna) is the source of this 2368-nucleotide messenger RNA. Its product is annotated as protein unc-119 homolog B-like. The record is from RefSeq and is a predicted model, not a curated record. The coding region runs from base 93 to 1079 and encodes 328 amino acids. The transcript has 5 exons. NCBI's taxonomy places the organism in Eukaryota, Metazoa, Chordata, Actinopteri, Scombriformes, Scombridae. Gene Ontology annotation, cellular component: cilium. Gene Ontology annotation, molecular function: lipid binding. Gene Ontology annotation, biological process: cilium assembly; lipoprotein transport; nervous system development.